This is a messenger RNA of Glossina fuscipes, 1092 nucleotides long. It is a transcript of the gene Dak1, whose product is annotated as UMP-CMP kinase. The coding region runs from base 237 to 938 and encodes 233 amino acids. Gene Ontology annotation, cellular component: nucleus; cytoplasm. The transcript has 2 exons. Gene Ontology annotation, molecular function: UMP kinase activity; ATP binding. The record is from RefSeq and is a predicted model, not a curated record. Gene Ontology annotation, biological process: UDP biosynthetic process; CDP biosynthetic process; 'de novo' pyrimidine nucleobase biosynthetic process. NCBI's taxonomy places the organism in Eukaryota, Metazoa, Arthropoda, Insecta, Diptera, Glossinidae.
AGUAUUUUAAAACCCACUUACUGCUACGGUUCUAGUAAAAUUAGUAGUAAACGACAGUCGCUGCUAUCACUGCUUACUGUGAUGUAGAUGUUUUAGUAAUUGUUUUUAAUUAUAAAGGCAAAUGUGCAAACACAUAAGUUUGCCAGCCUGUCUUAAUGUCAAAGGGGUCAAAAAAGUGGUGGUGAAAGUUGAGACACGUAGCUUAAACGGUGACAUAAAUUGAAUUAAGACGCUGAAUGAAUAAACUUACUCUAAAUGUUUAUGCGUAUUGGACACGAUCUACAAUAAACUAUUUUUUUGAUUUUAAUAAACGUUCUGUAACUACGAUCGCCAUGGAGGGAAUGCGUAGUCUUGAAAAACCAAAAGUUAUUUUCGUGCUGGGUGGACCAGGUGCUGGAAAAGGAACUCAAUGCUCGAAAAUAGUUGAACGAUUUAAAUUUGAACAUCUCUCCGCCGGAGAUUUAUUACGUGCCGAGCGUGCACGGGAAGGUUCCGAGUACGGUGCGUUGAUAGAUGAAUACAUACGCAACGGUAAAAUAGUUCCUGUAGAGGUGACGUGUUCUCUGCUUGAGAAUGCGAUGAAGAAGUCGUCAAAUAAUAGAUUCCUCGUUGAUGGUUUUCCACGUAACCAAGACAACUUGGACGGUUGGAAUCGGCAAAUGUCGGAUAAAGUAGAUUUUCAAUUUGUACUUUUCUUUGAUUGCCCGGAAGACGUGUGCGUCGCUCGUUGUUUGACACGCGGCCAAAGUGGAUCCGGUCGUUUGGAUGAUAAUAUAGAAAGUUUGAAAAAGCGCAUAGAGACUUACAAUAACGAUUCGAUGCCAAUUAUAAAGUAUUUUGAAGAGAUGGGAAAAGUUGAAAAAAUCGAUGCAAAAUAUAAUGCAGAUGACAUUUUCACAAAAGUUGAAAAAAUCUUUUAUAAAUCGGGUUUUCAAUAAAAAAAAAAAAAAAAAAAAAAAAAUUGUAAUAUAGAUAUAUAUAAAAAUGUUGUUAAAAGCAAUGCACCUGAUACUUGGUUCCAAAAUAAGUUUUAUUCAAAGCUUUCAAAAAGAAGAAAAUAAAAAUAGUCAAAUAUCUUUAAAAAAACCGGAA